GCUCGCUCUGUGCAGCGCGGGCGGUUUGAAAACCAUUAAUACUAGUUGAACGUUGUGAUGGAAGAAAGGUCUGCGAGCACUGCUCCAGUAAAUUAAUAAUUUAAUAAAAUAAGGACUUUUAAUACAGAUAUAUCUGUUGGUAAGAUGUCGGCAUCGGCGGAGGAGUCGGCGGUGAAGGUGUGCGUUAGAGUCCGACCGCUCAUCGAACGGGAGGAGAGAGCUACUGCAGAGGACUCUGUGCCAGUGCCUCUCUACUGGAAGGCCGACAGAAAGUCUAUCCACCAGUUAGACGAUGGGGUCACAACAAAGAGCUUCAGCUAUGAUCGGGUGUUCAGCUCCAGUGAGACCACCAACCACCUCUACCAGGACAUCGCCAAGCCCCUGGUGGUGUCCGCCGUCGAGGGAUACAAUGGAACCAUCUUUGCGUACGGCCAGACCUCCUCCGGGAAGACCUUCACCAUGAUGGGCAGCAAGCUGGUUCCAGGUGUCAUCCCCCUGUCCAUGGAGGAGGUCUUCCAGACCAUUCAAAACUACCCCCAGAAGGAGUUUCUUCUGCGGGUGUCCUACAUGGAGAUAUACAACGAGACGGUGACCGACCUGCUGGUGGACAGCUGGAAGAGGAAGCCACUGGAGGUCCGCGAGGCCCUCAACAAGAACAUCUACGUGGCCGACCUGACGGAGGAGCUGGUGACGUGUCCGGCUCAAGCCCUCGCCUGGGUCUGCAAGGGAGAGAAAAACCGGCACUAUGGGAAGACCAAGAUGAACGAGAGGAGCAGUCGCUCUCACACCAUCUUCAGAAUGAUCUUGGAGAGUCGUGAGAAGAGCGACCCAGCCUCCGGGGAUAACUCUGAGGGCGCCAUCAUCGUCUCCCAUCUGAACCUAGUCGACCUGGCCGGCUCAGAAAGGGCCAGCCAGACCGGGGCGGAAGGCGCUCGCUUUAAGGAAGGCUGCAACAUCAACCGAAGCCUCUUUACCCUCGCCCAGGUCAUCAAGAAACUGUCUGACGAGAGCCAGAGGGGCUUCACCAACUACCGAGACAGCAAGCUGACCCGCAUCCUGCAGAACUCCCUGGGGGGCAACGCCAAGACGGUCAUCAUCUGCACCAUCACCAUGGCCGCCCUGGAGGAGACCCUCAGCACCCUGCAGUUUGCUAGCACGGCCAAGAAGAUGAAGAACGACCCCCACGUGACGGAGGUCUCUGACGACGGAGCGCUGCUCAAGAGAUACCGAAACGAGAUCGUCGACCUGAAACGCCGCCUGCAAGAGGUGUCCUCGGUGACCCAUGUGACGGCCACGGAGAAGGAGACGCUGUCCCAGCUCCUGCAGGAGAAGGACCAGCUGCAGAAGGAGCAGCAGGACCGCAUCAAGAACCUCACCAAGCUGCUGGUCACCGGCUCCAGUCUCAUGCCCGCCAAGAAGAUCCCUAAGAGGAGAGUCACAUGGGGUGGAAAGCUGGUCCGAUUGUCUGGAACCACAGAAUGUGACGUGGGCCAGUCGGAUCUUAGCUUUGCCGAGCAUUUCAGCCGCAAGAGGAAAGCAGACAGUUCUUCAAUGGAGCUGCUGGAAGAGGACGAGGAGUUUGAUUCCCGCUGGGAGAUCCCUGAGGAGUACUCCUUUACCACGGACACUGGGAGCGUCCGAGCCCACGGAGACAGCUCUGAUUUUGUCUCUCCGAGCGGAUCGGGGAAGAAGGAGGCCGACCUGGAACGACAGCUGGAGGAGGAGAGGGGCGAGAGGGAGGAGGCGCAGGCCAACGUCGCCUCUCUGGAGGGACGGCUGGAGGCGGAAAGGGGCGAGAGGGAGGAGGUGCUGGCUAAGCUCUCCUCGCUGGAGGGGCGGCUUGAGAAGGAGAGGGGCGAGAAGGAGGAGGUGCUGGCUAAGCUCUCCUCGCUGGAGGAGGAGAGGCGAGAGAAGGAGGAGGUGCUGGCUAAGCUCUCCUCGCUGGAGGAGGAGAGGAGUGGGGGGGAGGAGGUGCUCUCCAGGGCCGCCUCUCUGCAGCAGCAGGUGGAGUUGCUGGCCAGGGAGAAGCGGGAGGCGUGGGAGGAGGUGGAGCGGCUGGAGCAGAGGGCCCUGGAGCUGGAGGUGCAGCGCUCGGCCCAGGCCCAGGAGCAGCAGGAGCAGGUGCAGAUGCUGGAGCUCCGACUGGCAGAUCUGCAGGAGCAGAGCCACACGGAGGCCGAGCCAGAUGAACAGAUGAAGAAGGAGUUUGCAGAAACCAUCCGAAUGUGUGAGACUCUGGUUUCAGAGAAGGAGAUGGUGUUUGCCGAGAGGGACUACCUGCGUCAGGAGAUGGAGCUCCUGCUCGGGCAGGUGUCCUCCCUGGAGAAGGAGAAGGGGUCCCUAGCCCAGGAGCUGCGGGACUUCAAGGAGCUGGAGGAGUUCAAAGCCCUGGAGGACGACUGCAGCGAUGACGAGAAGAGAGUGUUGCAGAAUGAAAUCGUUACCUUGAAGAGCAACGUUGAAUCCUGGGAAAGAAAGUGCAGAGAUCUGGAGUCUCAGCUGGGCUCCAUGUCCGGUAAGCUGGCCAAGAAGUCCUCCUGGGCCCAGGAGCUGGAGUCGAUGCAGGGGAAGGACCUGUUGCAGGAGGUGUCUGAGCUGCGGCGCUCGCUGGACGAUGCAGAGGUUCUGGGUCGAGACAACAGGAAGGAGUGGGCCGUGCUGCGCAGCCAGAACCUGAGCCUCAAGGAGAGAGACGUGGAGCUGAGCUCCAGCCACCAGCAGAUGGUGGUGGAGGUGGGCGGUCUGCGGUCCCAGCUGGAGAAGGAGAAGAGCCGCUUCAAGAGCAUGCAGACGGACCUCCAGAAGGAGCUCACCAUGGCCUUCAAGGAGAACACCAAGCUCACCGCGCUGUUGGACGGGAAGGUCCCCAGUCAUCUGUUGGAGAACGUUCAUCUUGAGGGAACGAUAGCCUCCCUCAACGAGGAGCUGGUCGCCCGGUUGGAGGCGGAGUCAGCUCUGAGGGAGGAGCUGAAGACGUCCCAGGAGGCAGAGUCAGCUCUGAGGGAGCAGCUGAAGACGGCCCAGGAGGCGGAGUCAGCUCUGAGGGAGGAGCUGAAGAUGGCCCUGGAGGCGGAGUCGGCUCUGAGGGAGGGGCUGAAUACGGCCCAAGAGGCGGAGUCAGCUCUGAGGGAGGAGCUGAAUACGGCCCAGGAGGCGGAGUCGGCUCUGAGGGAGGAGCUGAAUAUUGCCCAGGAGGCGGAGUCAGCUCUGAGGGAGGAGCUGAAGAUGGCCCAGGAGGCGGAGUCAGCUCUGAGGGAGGAGGUGUCUUGCUCGGAGCAGCAGUGCUCUUUACUGGAGGGUCAGCUAAGAGGUCUGCUGGAGGAGAAGGUGGCCCUGAAGGAGGAGAAGGAGACCCUUCAGGAGGAGAAGGAGACUCUUCAGGAGGAGAAGGAGACUCUUCAGGAGGAGAAGGAGACUCUUCAGGAGGAGAAGGAGACUCUUCAGGAGGAGAAGGAGACCUUAAAGGAGGAGAAGGUGGCCCUGAAGGAGGAGAAGGAGACUCUUCAGGUGGAGAAGGAGACUCUUCAGGUGGAGAAGGAGACUCUUCAGGAGGAGAAGGAGACCUUAAAGGAGGAGAAGGUGGCCCUGAUGGAGGAGAAGGAGACUCUUCAGGUGGAGAAGAAGACUCUUCAGGAGGAGAAGGAGACUCUUCAGGUGGAGAAGGAGACUCUUCAGGAGGAGAAGGAGACUCUUCAGGUGGAGAAGGAGACUCUUCAGGAGGAGAAGGAGACUCUUCAGGAGGAGAAGGAGACCUUAAAGGAGGAGAAGGAGACCCUGAAGGAGGAGAAGGUGGCCCUGAUGGAGGAGAAGGAGACUCUUCAGGAGGAGAAGGAGACCUUAAAGGCGGAGGAGGAGACUCUUCAGGAGGAGAAGAAGACCUUAAAGGAGGAGAAGCAGGCCCUGCAGGAGAACAUCUCCCACCAUGAACCCUCUAGGAGCCUGGAGGAGCAGAUCCAGGGCUCCGUCAGUGGUCCAGAGGAGGUGGAGGGAGUGGUGUCUGCUCCCAGCCAGGAGAGCUCCCCGCUGCAGUCGCUGCUGGCGGCCCUGAGAGAGGAGAAGGAGACCUUAAAGGAGGGGAUGGCGGCCCUGAGGGAGGAGAAGGAUCAGCUCCAGAUGGACCUUCUGGAGAACGUUGACAUGAUGAUCGAGAACCAGGACGAGCUUCGCAGCGCUCUGGGGACGAUCAAUAAGCAGAAGGAGCAAAUCAGAGGCCUGGUGAGCCUCCCAACAGCCAAUCAGAACGCUCCCGCACUGGACUCGGCUCAUAUUGAAGACCUUCAGAACCAAGUGAAAGCUCUCCAUGCGGAGCUGGAGUCGGUGAGGUCAGAGAGGCACAGCCAGAGCUCCGACGGUGGUCGGGAGGAGGUGGACAGACUGGUGUCUGAGGUGUCCGCUCUCAGCCUGGAGAGGGAGCAGCUGCAGGCGCUGCUGGAGGCCCUGAGAGAGGAGAAGGCUCAGCUCCGAGAGGAGAUGGACGACAAGAUCCAGAUGAUACUACUGCAGCAGCAGCCUGGUAUCGGCCAGCAGCCCUCACUGAGCGAUGAGCUGGGAUCACUGGACCAGUACAGGAUGGACGACCUCCAAGGACCACUAGAGUCCGUUACUGAAGAGAAGGACCGCUUGGAGAGAGAGGUCCAGCUCAGCAUGGAAAAGGUGAAGGCGCUCCACGAGGAGCUGCAGUCGGUGAGGUCAGAGAGGGACAGCCAGAGCUCCGUCGGCGGUCAGGAGGAGGUGGACCGACUGGUGUCUGAGGUGUCCGCUCUCAGCCUGGAGAGGGAGCAGCUGCAGGCGCUGCUGGAGGACCUGAGAGAGGAGAUGGUCCAGCUCAGAGAGAAGCUGGAGGACAAGACCCGAAUGGAGGUGGAGGACACGUGCUCUCAGACGGAGGUGGAGGUGGUGCUGAGGCCCCAGGAGGUGGAGGAGACGUCCUCUCAGACGGAGGUGGAGGUGGUGCUGAGGCCCCAGGAGGUGGAGGAGACGUCCUCUCAGACGGAGGUGGUGGUGCAGGACUAUGAGGCCCAGCUACAAGAGCUCAAACAGCAGAUCCAGAGCCUGUCCGCUGAGCUGCAGUCGGUGAGGUCAGAGAGGGUCAGCCAGAGCUCCAUCGGCGGUCUGGAGGAGGUGGGCAGACUGGUGUCUGAGGUGUCCGCUCUCAGCCUGGAGAGGGAGCAGCUGCAGGCGCUGCUGGAGGCCCUGAGAGAGGAGAAGGCUCAGGACAAAAUCCACAUGGAUCAGGUCAAUCUGGAGCAGAGGGCUGACCACCAGGAGAAGGAGGAUCUCCUUGCACAGCAGAUCCAGCAGCUGGACAAACAACUCACCGAAAUCAGGAUGGAGAGGAGUGAGCUCCAGGAGGAGCUGGCCCAUAUGGAGGAGGAGAAGACUGGACUCCAGGAGGAGCUGGCCCGUAUGGAGGAGGAGAAGACUGGACUCCAGGAGGAGCUAGCCCAUAUGGAGGAGGAGAAGACUGGACUCCAGGAGGCGUUGGCCCGCAUGGAGGAGGAGAAGACUGGACUCCUGGAGGAGUUGGCCCGUAUGGAGGAGGAGAAGACUGGACUCCAGGAGGAACUGGCCCAUAUGGAGGAGGAGAAGACUGGACUCCAGGAGGCGUUGGCCCGUACGGAGGAGGCGAAGACUGGACUCCAGGAGGCGUUGGCCCGCACGGAGGAGGUGAAGACUGGACUCCUGGAGGCGUUGGCCCGCAUGGAGGAGGUGAAGACUGGACCCCUGGAGGCGUUGGCCCGCACGGAGGAGGAGAAGACUGGACUCCAGGAGGAGCUGGCCCGUAUGGAGGAGGAGAAGACUGGACUCCAGGAGGAGCUAGCCCAUAUGGAGGAGGAGAAGACUGGACUCCAGGAGGCGUUGGCCCGUAUGGAGGAGGAGAAGACUGGACUCCAGGAGGCGUUGGCCCGUAUGGAGGAGGAGAAGACUGGACUCCUGGAGGCGUUGGCCCGUACGGAGGAGGCGAAGACUGGACUCCAGGAGGCGUUGGCCCGCACGGAGGAGGAGAAGACUGGACUCCAGGAGGAGCUGGCCCGCAUGGAGGAGGAGAAGACUGGACUCCAGGAGGAGCUGGCCCGUAUGGAGGAGGAGAAGACUGGACUCCAGGAGGAGCUGGCCCGUAUGGAGGAGGAGAAGACUGGACUGCAGGAGGAGGUGGGCAGGAGCUUAGAGGAGAACAGGGCCUUCAAGGAGGAGGUGUCCACCAUCACGAAGGAGAAGACUGGACUGCAGGAGGAGUUGGCCCAUAUGGAGGAGGAGAAGACUGGACUUCAGGAGGUGGUGACCCGUAUGGAGGAGGAGAAGACUGGACUGCAGGAGAAGUUGGCCCGUAUGGAGAAGGAGAAGACUGGACUGCAGGAGAAGUUGGCCUAUGUGGAGAAGGAGAAGACUGGACUGCAGGAGGUGCUGGACCGUUUAGAGGAGGACAAGACUGGUCUCCAGGAGUCGAGGAACCGUAUGGAGGAGGAGGAGGAGAAGACUGGCCUCCGGGAGGUGGUGACCAGGAGGGCAGAGGAGGACACAACUCGACGCCUCAAGGAGUCCGACGAGAGCUUCCAGCUGUUCAUCGGCAGAUGUUGCACUCUGAGCAUGGCUCCACUGGAACAGACCUUAGUGGAUAUCUCUGUGGUCAAGGACCAGCACCUCCUGGCCCUCCCCAAGGCCCUCGUCCAGCUCUACAACCAGAUCUUGGAAAACAACAGCCAGGCCAACCAGGGCCUGAGGGACACCAUGACGGUGCUGAAGGGCCACGCUAGCGUGUUCCGGGACGUCAUGGAGGAGCUGGUGCACGGCGACCUGGGGGUGCUGGAGCAACAGCGGCUGCAGGACGUCCUGCUGAGCGCCCCGGUUACCCCCGACGACGACCUCCACGCCCAAUGGGAGCGCAGACUCCCUGCACUGCUAGACCGCAGGGAGCGCCACCUGCAGAGAACGUCGUCCUUGCUGGAGGGGCUGGAGCAGAGCCUGGGGUCCGUGCCCCGCAGCAUGGCCGCCCAGCUGGGGGAGACGGGUCACUUCCUGCAGGGUCUGAGGGACGCCUGCAGCCACGCACCCCUGGACCUCCGCGCCGUGGAGGACCUUCUGACCGCCGAGGCGGAACGCUCGUCCAAUGCUGCUCAACUCAGUACCAACACUCUCCAGGUUAUACUAGAGACCCAGGGACGAGUCUGUCAGGAGCUGGAGGAGCUGAAGGUGGAGACCACCAAUGUGCUGGAGGAGGAGAGGAGCAAGACCUCCGCCCUGCUGGGUGUGGACAGCGCUGCCCUGGACCCGGGCCAGCUGGAGCUCCUCAGGGACAACCAGAAGCUCCUCCUACAGCUGCACCGCUCCCAGGAGCAGCUCACAGCCCUGCGCCGGGAGCUGGAGGGGCUGGAGGAGGCCCAGCGGAGGUCCAGUGAGCGGCUGACCAUCAACAAGAGGACCACCCAGCUGCUGCAGACGGAGCUGCAGGACGCCUGCGCCAAGAUCCACGACAAGGAGACGGCCAUCAACACCCUCAGGGGCAAGCUGCGGCUGUCAGAGGAGGCCCAGGCGCAGAUGCAGGCGCCUCCUAGUAUCCUAGAGCGGGAGGAGCUCCGGGGCAAGGUGCUAAAGCUGGAGGUGGAGGUCACCUCAGUCACCACCAAGCACCAGAAAGAGGUGAAGAGUCUGAGCAGUCUGCUGAACAUCAAGGAGGAGUCUCUGAGGAAGCUCCGAGAGACUCUGAGGAAGUCCCAGAAGGAGCAGCAGGAGUCCUUCCUGCAGGGCGAGGACCUGUACUGCCGGCUCACCCACCCCGAGGGGUCCAAGGUCCAGACCAGCGGCUCCCUGGAGAGGUCCAAGCUGGAGGAGGAGAUCAGGCUGCUGCAGCUGAAGGUCACUGAGCUGCAGAGUCUGCUGUCCAGUCAGAAGGCGGAGAUCAGCAGCCACCAGGCAGAGAUCUCCAAGUGGCAGUCCAGGGCCCGGACCCUGAAGGAGAAGACCAAGGCCAUGCGGCCUCACCUGGCGGCCCCCACCACGCCCUCCAAGAGGGGGCUGUUACCCGACGACGCCGCCGCCGCCGACUCCGCCGCCUCAGACUCCGCCCUCUUCUGCUGCUCCCCCAAGAAGUUCCACAGGGCUCUGGACUCCCCGCGGAGGGGGGGGGACUCCCCGCGGAGGGUCCUGGAGGCUCCGGUCAACGUCCCGGACCCCAACCAGACCUACGGCGUGGACUCCACAGAGUUCCUCAGGUCCACCCUCGCCCGGCCCAAGCAGUUCUUUGAUAACUCCACACUGGGCAUCAAUCCAGGUUCUUCUUCUGCCGUGGAGCAGAAAGAGGAGAUGUGGCCUAUGUCUCCGAAAAAGGAGGAGAUGUGCACCUCUCAAUGAGAACCUCACCAUCCAACACCUGCUCAGCCAUGUGGAAAUCAGAAGGGGACAUUGAAAGACUGUUUUAAAUUGUGAAAUGCACUUUAUGAUAUUCUGAACAAGAGUGGGGCCACUCGCAGUAGGAGACCGUCCGAUAGCGGUCCAGAUCAUUGGCCGGAUCACCUCAGGAGAAGGAAUGUGGGAUGGAUCUCUUUUGCUUUUGUAAUGGGUGGUCAUGUCACCCUCUGUUUUCUCUGUUUUGUGGAUACUUUAGUUUUAAAUUGGGCUUGUUCAUCUUGUUACCUGCAUUGUAAAAAGCUUGGAACACAUCAUUUCAUUACCAGCAAGGAUUAAAAUAAUACUGCCUUUUAAUUCACUGCAUUUGACAGAUUUAGAAGUUGAACUUAACUCUACCGACUGGUUUGGUGGGACGGCCUCGAUCCUAUAUAAAGUUACUCACAAUAUGUAUGGUUUUGGGCUCAAACCCCGGUUAAAAAAAUUAAUGAUCUUGAUUCCGGUGGAUUACGAAUGUAUGAUCAGAACAAAUAAACAAGUAAAAAGUU
This is a messenger RNA of Gadus morhua (Atlantic cod), 8891 nucleotides long. RefSeq names its product centromere protein E (gene cenpe). Gene Ontology annotation, biological process: mitotic cell cycle; microtubule-based movement. The transcript is spliced from 43 exons. Gene Ontology annotation, molecular function: ATP binding; microtubule binding; microtubule motor activity. Lineage: Eukaryota; Metazoa; Chordata; Actinopteri; Gadiformes; Gadidae. The record is from RefSeq and is a predicted model, not a curated record. Bases 145 to 8349 code for a protein of 2734 amino acids. Gene Ontology annotation, cellular component: microtubule.